This is a messenger RNA of Diachasmimorpha longicaudata, 6745 nucleotides long. RefSeq names its product integrator complex subunit 1 (gene IntS1). Lineage: Eukaryota; Metazoa; Arthropoda; Insecta; Hymenoptera; Braconidae. The record is from RefSeq and is a predicted model, not a curated record. Gene Ontology annotation, biological process: U2 snRNA 3'-end processing. The transcript is spliced from 3 exons. The coding region runs from base 303 to 6533 and encodes 2076 amino acids. Gene Ontology annotation, cellular component: integrator complex.
AGCAGUGGUCAGCAGAUAACUUCAGACGUAUUGUAAUCAUCACAACUCAUCUCGUACGAACUGCUCCAUUCGAAUCAUCCCUGACGGAACGAGAAAUUAAUCCAUACAUCAUUUUAUCGAUGCUAUGAGUUGGAGAGAUAACUUUCAUCUACAUCUGAAGACUGAUUCUACCCAAAUUAUGUGGAGAAAGUCCUUGGGACGCCAUUAGUUGAAUCAUGUUUACAUGAUUUUUUUAGAGGUUAAAACGUCUAGGUUACGUUGAUUACAUCGAAUCGGAAGAUUACUGAUAAGAGUUAGGCAGAAUGGAUAGGGCCAAGUCAGGAAUUACCCGAGGGCCCAAGAGCAAAAUAGCUCAUCAUCCUCCGGAUUUGUUCGCCCUUGGCUCUAAGACGCCUAGAAACGAGACUUUGGAGUCCAAGAGGCCAGGGAGCAUUUAUGGGAAAGCUGGCUCCUCAUCAGCUUCAAAUUCAGGUUCAGACAGGAAGAAAGAGCCCCCAACUCCCCUGCAGUCCCUCAUUCCCCCCAAAAAACCAAAGCUGAGCACCCAUGCUGCCCACCCACGUCCCCCAAUGUCCAGUGCAGAAGCCUGGGAGGUGGUGGCCAUCGACUGCGAUCCAGCAGAUUUGGUCCCAAUGGUUCUGGAAGCCAGUGACAACGACGAAGGAGACAAGGUCAUAGGCCUCAUCUGCGGAGCCAUAAAAACUCUGAAGAACCAGCGCGGAAAGCCAGACUCUCUCCUGUACAUGGGUCUCAUGUACCUCGCCAAACUCCGUCCCUCCAUCUUCUCCAACGACUGUAUCCUCCACGCCCUAUCUUCCCUCCUCAAGCGAGAUCAGUCCCAUAACUUCGCCAAGAACAAGGGUAAUCCCCUAGUACCAGUGCUGGCAGCGAAUCUCCUGAUGAGGGGCUAUCACGAGAAGAAGAACUGGCCAGAAAUAUUCAUAAAACUUUACAUCGAUGACGCCCUUGGCGAACGAGCCUGGAUCGAUCACGAGGAGUGCAAGGGUUUUGUGGACAAUAUACUCUCUGGUUUCAACACGAGGCAUCCCCCGAAGAGUGCUCUGCAGCACGAACUGUCAGUACUAGCUCCUCGUGACUGUCACAGCCCAUCGACUCUGGAAGACGACGAUUCUGGGACUUCCUUGAUUCAACUGACUGGAGACAAGGAUAAAUCAGAGUUCACGGUAAGUCCUAGGUACUCCCACUGCAUGGAGAGUGUGGAGAACAUCGUCUUGGAAGCAGUGAAGGAACAGUUGAAUCGACGCCAACAGCAGGCAGAAUCGAUAACGAAGAAUUUCUUGAAGCUUCUAUCGUCGGCCUGUGGCUUCGUGGAGAUACGAAAUAUUUCGGUACCGAGGUUGGAGAUGUGGCUGCACAAUCCAAAGCUGAUGAAACCAGCUCAAGAGCUAUUGAUCUACAUCUGCUACAACUCCACAACGCACACUCAACGUGACAUCGAGGUGAUCAGUCAGUUGGUGAAGAUGAGACUGAAGACAAAAGCUGUGAUCAGUCUCUAUUUGAAUGGAGUGAAGGAGCUGAUAGGUUUGCACCCGGAGAAUCUAUCGACGAUCUUGAAGCACACGAUCUACAACGAGUUGUCCAAUGCCAGGAACCCCAACAACAUGCCCAUGCUCGGGGUGAUGUUUCAGGCAGCACCAGAGGCCUCAGCGAAGCUGUUGGCUGAGAUCUUCCAGGAUUUACUGAUGAACAGAGAGGACUUCCUACGACCAUUACGAGCUUUAUUCAGAGAAAUAGUUCGUGUUUGUCGCCAUGACAUCAACCUCAUCACCCUCGCACGUACCCUGAUGGCAGAACGAGCCCAGAUAUCCCAGCAACUUGUCGCCUUCGAGUUCAAGGAGCGAAUGUUUAUGUCGAUAAUUGAUCUUCUGUGUCUCUGCAUGUUCCUGGGGAUCAGUCCCCAGGUGAAAGAAGCGACACUUCUGUCUCAACGUGGAGACAAAAAAGACGCUAGCUUGCUCCAUCAGUUCCAGACCCUUGUCUCCACGAUCCAAUACGAGACGACUUCCUGGCUUCAAGCAGCAGCGCAACAGACAUACGGAGUCGGCAGGAAUGAGAUUCUCCACGCGAUUCAGAAGGUCAUGCUUCUUGAGUCAUUGGAUCAGUACUACAAGCUCGAUAAUUGGCCCCCGGAGACCGAGCGAGUUUUGUUCAUGAGAAUUGUGUCCGAUGUGCCCCUUCUCCAGAGCACGUUAGUGAGAAUCAUCCUCAUGGGUUUUACAAAGGAGAACGGUCUGACGCACUUAGAGGUGCUUGACAUUGCUGAUCAGUUGAUAAAACGUGCUGCUGCCAACUCCACUGAGACUUUCCCAACUCUGGAGAUCGAAAAAAUGGAAAUUAUCGAGUUGAUCUUCAAUCUGUGUAUCUACCAGCCCCCAGGAUCUAUAAACAUUCCCUCGGGGUAUGUUCCCCCGAACCUGGCGAUCUCCAAUUUAUACUGGAAGGGUUGGAUAAUGCUGCUGAUUCUGGCUGCCCACAAUCCCUCGACCAUCGGUGCAGUUGGUUGGAAACGCUACCCUAUCUGGAGGACUCUGAUGGAAAUGUGUAUAACAAAUCACUUUCAGUAUCCCCCACCGACAAUGGCUCUCCCAGAAGUGAUAGAGCAGGAGCGAGCGAAGGAAUUGCAGAUUGAGACCCUCGAAAAGCAGGAAAUACUGGAGUAUGAGUCUCACCUGGCAGCUGCCUCCACGAGAGUCCAGAUAUCAGAGACAAAUAGUCUCUUGUUGUCUCAGUUGAUUACUAUGGAUCCCACUGGGAUAGCCAGACGGCCUCCACCAGCUGUUCUAGAGCAAUUGCAGUCUGUGAAUAUUUCGUUGAGGCUGGGUCACCUGCUGUGUCGAUCUAGAAAGCCAGAUUUUCUCCUGGACAUCAUUCAACGUCAACAGCAGAGCUCCUCCCAGAGCAUGCCAUGGCUGGCUGAUCUAGUUCAAAACAGUGAGGGCUCACUGAGUCAACUUCCGGUGCAGUGUCUCUGUGAAUUUCUUCUCUCGACUACAGCUCAGGCUGUCGACAAGCAGCCCAGGCAGCAACAGCUGCUCACACAUCUCCAGAAGCUACUGACCGAUCCCAAUGAGGAUCAGCAACAUGCCUGUGAGGUACUCGAGUAUUUCCUGAGGAGAUUGAGCAGUCAACAGAGCAACAACCGCCUUCAGGCGAUCACUGGACUGAAGCUAGUCCUGGAAUCAAUUCCACUGGAGGACGAGGGCAUGGAGGUGGACGGGGAAGCUGAGAAGGAAGUCUGGCUGCUGCGAAAGCUCCCAUCAAUACCCCAUUUUCCAGCUGUGAGACCACUCGUGUCGACGGCGUUGAGAGGCGCCUGUCAGGUUGAAAAUAAUCCAGAACUCGUUCGUGCCUACGUGGCUUAUCUUGCUGAACAUACCCAGGAUGACGAUCUCCCUGAGCUGACUGAUCUCGCCAAUGAAAUUUCUCAGGUCGUGGUUGAGAGGAGCACAAUCACAGCGGCCAUUCUCCCAGAGCCUGAUAACGAGUCUCCCCAGUCUCGGCAGACCCUCCAGGCCUUUAAAUCCAUAUUCUGUAAUUAUCUGGAAAAGGCGAGAUCACCUCGUGGGGAGGGCUAUACCUGGUCCCAGAGUCAGGAUCAGAUUCUUGUUCAAUGGAACACUGGGGAGGAGUGCACGAUGCACAUUCUCGUGGUUCAUGCCAUGAUAAUUCUCCUCACGUACGACGUAAUCGACGAGUCAGGAUUAUCAAAUGAUCUCCUAGAGAUCUGGUUCCCGGAGAGUGGGGAGCCUCCAAAGGCUUUCCUCGUUGACACCAGUGAGGAAGCUCUCCUGAUACCAGACUGGCUGAAACUCAGAAUGAUAAGGAGUAAUGUCCCCAGAUUGGUGGACGCAGCACUGAAGGACCUAGAGCCCCAGCAGCUGGUGCUCUUCAUCCAGAGCUUUGGUAUACCCGUCACCUCGAUGAGCAAACUACUGCAUACCCUGGACGUGGCUGUCCAGCUGGAUCGUGACUCGGUUAAGGAAGCAGUACUCGAUAAAACGUAUAUGGCGCAGUUGGUGAAGGUCCAGCAUCGAAGGGGAGCCACUGGGGGUCUGGUGUUCGUCCAGGUGCUCCAGCUGUUGGAGCCCCAGCUGCCGGAUGAGCCGGGAGUCAAGACAGAGAACCUCCAGGAGCCACUGCCCCAGAGUGCAAUGGUCAAGAAACAAUCGGUUAUUCAAUGUCCAAUUAAAACUGAUGUGCCACAUCUGAUCAAUAAACUCUUCAUCGAGAACAUCCCGAUGAACCAGAAGACCGAGGCCUAUCGAAGACUCCAUAAGACCCUCGCGAAGGAUCUCCAGAAGUCCCCGAAGGAGAGUGGAGCUAUUGUUCUCGCUAUUCAGCACAUCUGCAGUGUUCUGAGUUCAAUGCAAGUAAAGCAGUUCCUGGCGUCCUUGGUCCACAUGCCCCAGUACUCUUGCACACUCAUGAGGAUGAUCCUCCUGCCACUGAAGAAAUCCACCACGUCUCAGCACGUUGCCGAGCUCGGUCGCAGCAUGUGCAUCAAUUUAAUUUCCCUGAUCGGUGACAUCCAGGCCCCAAUCCUGUACAUUCUGCGAGAUUUUGCGAAUGUUCAUAUGAAAGAAAUUCCGAAGAAGAAGGAGCUGAUGAUUUACACGAAGAACCGAGACCCUGGGAGUAUUCUGGAAAAUACAGAUCCCCUAAAUUUGGAGAGCGUAGGGAGAAUUCUCCUCGAUAUUUGUCUGAAAGAACAGAGAAACGAUCUCCUCGUAGAGGCAAUGGCUAGACUCCUAGUGAACGACAACAACGAGGGCUCUGUGACACCUAGGACAGGCCUGCUGAUUGACUGGCUCGCGUCUGUGGAACCAGAGCUCAUCGGCAUUUGUCCAACUCUCCAGAUGAAACUGCUCUUUGGAAAGACCAGAGUUCACCUAAAGAUCGACGAGAGCGUCGUCAACUCUCACGCCUGCAGGCCCUAUCUCCUGUCUCUCCUGACCCACAGAGCCUCCUGGGCGACACUGCAGAAGUGCGUGGGUCAUUUGCUGGAUAAGUGUGAUGAUGGAUAUGAUCCAACGGCUGUUCUAGACUUCCUCUGGGCAUUGACAUGCAAUCCAAAGCUGUGGCAGGGUCGGGAUAAAUUCACUCCUAAUCACCUCAUCCCCGAGAACAUUCUUCUCGUCAAUGAGAAGCAAUUGCUGACUCUCGUAGCUUACAUUGUCGCUGAGGCGGUGAUAAUCCAUGACAGGCAGAGCAGAAGUGCAGCAUUGACUCAGAUGGAGACCAGGAUCAAUCUGCUCCAGCAUUGUCUGACGAUGGAGGAGAAAUUCACGAGGAGUGUCGUCAAUUGUCUGGCUUACAGAAUGAUGUAUGACAGCAAUCCAACCGAGGCAGACAUGUCCCAUCAGUUUCUCCUCCACAUAUACAUGAAGAUACCGAAGAUCAUCAGCUACUUGAAUCCAUCCCAAACGAAGAAGUUCGUGGCUGGAGCUGAUAUCAAGGACUGGACUGGCUCGAUGCUGGAUACGAUGAGCCACUGUAUAUUGACAGCCCUCGCUGCCACACCGAGACAGAAAUCCUGGACACCAAGGUCCCUGGAGUUUGAACUAUGCGCUAGGAAAAUGGCAGCUGUUCAUCCACUUCUCGUUCUUCGACAGCUGCCCAUGAUGGGGUCGUCGCUGAUGGGCAGGUGUCACGUGGACUACAACGAAUUCAGGGCCGCUCAUCAUCUGAAUCUAUUUGUGCAGAUUAUGGGACUGCUAGAGCUCCUCCAGCCUUAUCUGUUCAACGAGCAACACAGAGACGCCCUGGAAGACACUCUCCAGCACUACUUCCAGUGCUUCCAGAAUUACGGCCCUCACAAGGAUCGUCACUUGCUGACACCCCUCUUGAACAGACUGGUUGCACUCCUGCAGAAUUACAUCUCUCAUGGGGCCCAGAGGGCCCUGAAGUACCUCCACAAGCAUAUUCACACGCUGAGGGAACUCCAGGGGUACUUUCCAGGACUUACAAGCCUCAGGUCCCUGAUAGCUUCGAUACCAGGACCUCGGGAGGGGAACAAUGGGGAGGAGAUAUUCAUCACUGGUCCUCCAACGACUAGAGCUGAACCCAAUUAUCCCGAUCAUUAUCCAGGACUCAUUAACACACUCGCCAAGAUUCAGGGGGAGGAUGUGUUCACCGCUCUUCAGGAGAUCGAGCACACGUCUUCGAAGAAACCGUCGAUCCUGGAGUUUUUCACUGACAGCCUGACGGAACUCCUCGUGUCACCACAGGGAAAUAUCAGGACACUGGCUUACACGCUGAUCAUGAGAGCCUUAAAACAUCGACCUGCUGCCAAUCUCAAUGUUCUCUCCGCCUUUCAGAGGUGCCUCGACAGCCCCAGGUCCGAUGUACUCAUGUCCGCACUUGAUAGACUACCCGAUAUGGUCCUCUGUAUGCAGGAACAUGCAUUGCCACUCCUGCAGAAGGUGUUCGAGCUGGGGGUAAACUCCAAUGUCAACACGAUUCCCCAUCUUAAUAAAACCAUCACCUUAUUGAACACCCAGCAAGGCUGCUGAGGGUGGAGACUGAUUCAGGGGAAAUUGGGCUGUUGCAGGAUUUUUUUCUGCAAGUUCCCAAUUUCGAGAGGGGGAGUUAAAGAUGAGGGUUUUAUAUAUAUCUGUGUUGGAAAUUGAUCUUUAUUCAAUAUAUAUAUAUAUAUAUAUGUACAGACAGUGAGUUUCUCUGACAGAAACUUAAAUUAUAAAUACAAUUUUUUAAUUUAAAAUUA